AGUAGCCCACGUGGGAGCCGGGGAGGGGCGGCCUUGGUUAGGCUACCUGGUUGUGGGUAGUCUAAGUCGAGAAUCCAGGCUAUUCGUACUCUGAGGGGGCGAGGUAGAGACGGCCAUCGGGUCUCCUUUGCCAAUGUUGGGGACCCGGAGCGGGCCGCGGCGGGAGUGACCAAUCCUGAUGACGUAGCAGGGGGCAUCGACCAUGGCACUGCUCUGGGCCGUCAGGUGCGCGACCUCGCGGUUUUCGGGUCGCCUGCUCGCGCGUCAUUCCUCUCAAGCGGCGAGGCGUGGGGAGCGGGCCGGCGGGGAGGAGCUGAGCCGCCUGCUACUGGAUGACCUGGCGCCGACCCCGCGAUCUGCGGAGGGACUGGAGCGUCUGUUUGGCCUGUCCCCUUGUCUCCUGGCUCUGCGAGCUGCUCGUCGCCGCGUGGCCAGGCUUCUGCUCCAGGCCGGCAGAUCAGGGUUGCAAGGGGAGCGGGCCGAGCUGCUCCGGGCGGCAGAGGCGCGUGACAUACCAGUUCUGCGGCCCAGACGGCAGAAGCUGGACGCCCUGUGCCGCUACCAGGUCCACCAGGGCGUCUGCAUGGAGGUGAGCCCGCUUCAGCCUCGGCCUUGGACUGAGGUCGGGGAGGCGAGGCCAGGCGACGACCCCCGGCAGCUGUGGCUCGUCCUCGAAGGGCUCCAGGAUCCCCGGAACCUUGGGGGUGUGCUGCGUUCUGCUCAUUUUCUCGGAGUGGAUAAAGUCAUCACCAGCGGGAGAAACAGCUGCCCACUCACCCCAGUAGUCAGCAAAGCCAGCGCGGGUGCUAUGGAGGUGAUGGACCUGUUCUCCACUGAUGACCUGGCCGGUUUUUUACAGGCUAGAGCCCGGGAGGGCUGGCUCGUAGCUGGCACAGUGGGCUGCCUGGGGCCUGAGAUUUCCUCGUUCUCUGAGAUCCCUGUCACUAGCUGCUUGGAGUUCCUCUGGGACCGGCCUACUGUCCUAGUGCUGGGUAAUGAGGGCUCUGGUCUGUCCAAGGAGGUACAGGCCUCCUGCCAGCUUCUCCUUACAAUCCUGCCUGGCCGGCAGCUGCCCUCUGGACUUGACUCCUUGAAUGUCUCCGUGGCUGCAGAGAGAGACAGAGCAUGAACAGGGGAGGAGCAGAGAGAGAGGGAGACACAGAAUCUGAAACAGGCUCCAGGCUCUGAGCUGUCAGCACAGAGCCCGAUGCGGGGCUCGAACCCACGGACCGUGAGAUCAUGACCUGAGCCGAAGUGGGACGCUUCACCGACCAAGCCACCCAGACGCCCCGAAGAAGAACCUUUUCAUAAAACUCCAUAGAGAUCUCUACCACAUUGGUACCCUUGAGCUGUCUGUCCCCAACUGCCACACAGAUUCUGACCCUGGCAUGUGUCAGCCUUGGGCAUAUCACACUGCCUCCCCUAUCUAUGCUGCACUCUUAGCCAAGAUCCUAAUGUGGUUUUGAACCUUGGCUACACCUUAGGUGGGGUUGGGGGUAUGUGUGGUGGUGCGGAGAGGGACAGCUUUAAUAUUCCAGCUGCCCAGAGGCAUCAGAAUGAUUAGAUCAGAAUCUCUGCGGCAGGAGCCAGGUCCCAUGUUUUUUAGAGCUUCCCGGUUGAUGCUAGUAUGCUGCCAGAUCUGGGAAUCACUGGUCUUCAAGCCACCUUCUCAUGUCCAAGAAACUGCUUCCAAAUCAUUCAUACCUGUACUUUUGAGUGCAUGCCUAAAAGUUUGGGCCAGUCGGCCUUUCAUCUGUCCCUAGGUUCAGAAGAUGGUGGGUCGAGCCCUGACUCUAUUGGCUUCUUACCUGGAUGGCUUCUCAGCCUCCUCAUCUAUAAAAUGGGGACAGUGCCUUUAGUACCUGCUCCAGCCAACCCCUUCCCAACAAAGAUUUGUAAAAACAAAAUGAGAGAGUAUCAGUAAAAAGCAUUCUGUAAUCCUAGGCACUGUGCACCCCAGGACUAGCACAUGAUAGUACAGACAUGGAUAUAAUGGCUCAGUUUAUGUAUCAAGUUGCCUGGGCCACAGAAUGCCCAGAUAGUUGGUCAAACCUUAUUCUCAGUGUUUCUGUGAGGGUGUUUUUGUAUGAGAUUGACAUCUAAAUUUGUAGACUGAGUAAGCCAAAGUGCCCUUUCCAUUGUGGGUGGACCUCAUCCAAUCAGUUGAAGACCUGAAUAGAGGGAGGGGAAAAAAAAAAAAAAAAAAAAAAAAGCUUCUCCCCUAAGAAUUCUUCCUGCCUUUUGGAACUGAAACAUGGGCUUUUUCUGGCCUCAAGCCUGCUGGCCUUUAGAUGGGAACUGUGUCAUUGGCUCUCCAAGGUCUCCAGCUUGCUGUUCUCUGCAGAACCUGGACUUGCCAGACUCAUAACCACAUGAGCCAAGUCCUCAUAAUAAAUAAGCAUUAUAUGUGUGUAUAUAGAUAAGUAUACAGAUAUAUAUAUCACCUGUUGGUUCUGUUUCUCUGGAGAAUCCCAACUAAUAGACUUGAUGGAAAUGAACUGAGAUGUCCUGGUGUUCCCUCCAUGUGGCAGUAGAGAAUCGAGCUCUGUUCUCUGGGAACAAACCCAUCAUGGAACCUAGAAGUUGGGGUUUGGGGUACUCGGGGUUCAGAGCCUGCUUUCCUGCCCAUGGACUCCUAUGUCAUGUCUGGAACCUUAUCUAACUUGCUUUGGGCAUGUUGUUCAGUUUUCUGGGUCCCAGUAGUCCGAGCCAUCUAGAGGGCCACUCUCGGUGCUAAAAGCCAGGCACAGGGGCUCCUCCCUGCUUCAUCCCAUGGGCAGCAAGCCAGCUGGCCUCUGGGAAGGCAGGCUCACUUGAACUAAAAGGAAUUGAGGCCGUAAUUACCUGCCAUGCACACAGGUAUGUAGUUAGGUCGUGCAAACCAGGCAUUUCCAAAACGAAGGACCUGAGACCCUAAGGCAAAGGAUGAGGUCUGAAUUUCUUUGUGGUGGCCUGAUGCAUACAGGCUGCUCAGCAAGUAUGGUUAAAUACACAGGAGCUGGGGCAGCUGUGGCUGUGGGUAUGAAGACAGAGGCAAGGUGGAGGUCCAUCCUCUGCAGGGCAGGGUAAGGAUGACCCUGAAGAGCCACAUUUAAGAAUGUGAGACUGACUGUUAAGUAGCUCUUGCUUUGAGUUCCAAUUCUGACUUGCUGGUAGUGUAAAUAUGGACAUAUCCCUUAACUUUUCCAACAGCCUCCACUUCAGAGGAUCAGAGUGCGGAUUAAAUGAGCUCACUCAUGUAAAGCCCUCAGCCCAAUCCUGGAGGAGCAUGGCAGCUGUUUUUGCAGCACCUGAGCUGCAUGGGCUCCGCUGUCCUGCCACCCUGGCCUCAAUUUCCCCAUAGACUCUAAGACAUAUUUCAGCUGCAAUACACAAGGAGAUGUACUCCUGAGAGCAGCUGGAGGGGGUUGGAGAGGGGAGGGGAUUGGAAUGACAUUGGCAAGAUCCUCCUUUGUCAGGCCUCCCCACCCAAGAGGGAAAGGGUCUCAGAAGGUUGGUAUUCCAGAACAGCUGAAUUGUGGCCAGCACCCCAGCCCCUUGCAGAGCUGGAAAUUUGUUUGUUUGGUUGGGUUUUGGCAGGAGGGGAAAUUGCCAGCUCCUUUCCCGAGGCUGAGGUCCUAAACUAGACCCUCCCCCAUCACUCUUGCAGGGCCAGGCGCCAGGGAUCCCCACAGUUUGUAAAUGUAAUCAACCUUGAGGUCUCCGGCUUCCACAGGUGCAAUUAGCAUGCCCAUCUGCUAAUCCCUGAUUAAUGAUGUUUACAAACAUGGGACUCCACUCACAGAGUUGCUCAGCCCCUCCCUCUAGGACCUGGAGGCAGGGCUCUUCCUAACACACACCCCUCCGUAAACACACAUACUCUUUCAGGGCUGUGCUCCUCUCCCUCCCCUUUCCCAGGCAGGGGGCAGAGCUGGAGUCCCUCCUUGGAGUCACCUGGCCCAACUCUCAUUGCACCCAUGGAAAGAAGACCCAGAGAGAGCACACAGGGAGACCAUGAGGUUUGGUGGUAGGGCUAGGCUCCUGUUCUUCCCUCUUUCUUCCCCGUUCUGGAACCUCUGGGUACAUGGGUGGGCCCGCUGCCUUUAUUCACCACACCGGCUCCAGCUCUGGGGCUACAUGUACAUGUCUCUCUGCAUGGAGGGUCCCAAGGGUUAGGAUCCUCUACCUGUUCCCAGACAGAGGAACAUUCCCACUCCGCCCACCUUCCCUCUGAGGACUCUUGCAGGCCCACGCCAAAAAGCACAGUAGCAAAAAUAUUAAGAAUGCAGACUUCUGAGUCAAGAAGGCCCUGCCUCCAAAUGUUGGCUCUACCUCAGGCCAGUCACUUAAUCCAAUUGAGCCUCAGUUUUGUCACCUACAAAAUGGAGAUAAGGAUAGUAGGUACUACUACUACAAACAUAGUUUGUGAUGAUUCAUUACUGGAUUUAGGAAAUGGACUUGGCAUAGUGCACGGGACAUAGUAGGUGCUUAAUAAUACAAGCUUUUUAUUGUAGGGAAGAUGAUGAUGAUGAUGAAAAUGAACAGAAGCAUCUGAAGCUACAAAGAUGCCCAGGGACUUCCUCUUCUCCCCUCACCCUCCUCUCUGGGGAGUAGGGCAGGUCCCAGCUCAUUACUGGUGGGGGUUAGGGUGGAAGUGUCAGAUUGGAAUCACUCCUGGGUCUGUUCACAGCUUCCCUGUUUCAUUAACACCUCCCUGGUGGUCUUUAGCUCAUCCUCCUGGGGGAGGUGCUCCAGAAAGUUCUCACUACCCCCUACUCAGCCAGAGCUCAAUGUGCCCCAUUCCUAGGUCUGGAAUCAGAUGCACAUAGAGAAGGUUUUAUGUGGCAGAGAGGUGGCCACUGGCCAGGAGGCUGUCACUAUCCCCUCCCCUCAGGGUCCUGGAGGCCUGGUCAGGAGACAUAGUACCUGGGACUGCCUCUUUCUUUUUCCUCCCCAUCAACCUCUCAUCAGUAAAUUCUAGUCACCCAGCCCCACUGCAUCCCAACCUGGACACUUCUUCCUUUCAAAUCUGUGACUUGAUGUGAGCAGCGCCAGCUUGGGUUCUAAUCCUGGUUCACCUUUUCCCAGCUGGAUGACCUAAGGAAAAUCGCUUAUUUUCCAGGACAUUCAGUUGCUUCUGUAAAAACAGGGACACCAUACCUAUAGCAGGGUAGCACAGGGCUCAGAAAAUUGUAAAUUCUCAAUAAUGCAGCCAUUGUUAUUUUGCAGGCACAACAACUAAUCUCUGAAUUAUAUUUUUAAAUCGCAGAGCCCUGUUUAGCCAACCGGGGUGGGUGGGGGAGCAGAGCCAUGUUUAGAGAAGCUCCAGUUAAUUGUCCCAGUUUCUUCUCCAGACUGGGAAAAAGGAGUGGGGCUGGGCAAUGAAUUAGGACCAGGAGAUUACUAUCUUGGGCUCUGGGAAGGCUGCUUCUAAACAAUGUUCCUCUCCAGACACUCCAAGAAGGAUUCUGAUGGAAAUACUAUGCCCUCUCUGUCACAAUAUUCCAUUUCAGAGGAGACCCUUCACCAGCUGUGGGCCAGGAAGGAGGGGCUGGGCCCAGCUGCCCCCUGCCCCAACCCUGCAGCUGGCUGAACUUGGCUGGCCCUGCUUUCUCCUGCCACCUCUGUACUUCCUCUUCCCUUCAGGCUCCCAGCUCUUUUGCUGAGGUUUGUGGGUGUCAGAAGAGAGACUCCAUGAGAAGUGUCACCUUUUGUGGUUGAUCUGUAGUCUCAAAAAAAAAUGUCAGUUGGCUGAGCAGUUUCCUCUAGAAAGAAGAAACCAAGGCACAAGUCUGCAUAUAAGGGAGGCGGCAAGACAGUGGGCUUUGUCCCUUCUUGCAAGUAACCCCCAAGCCCCCACAGGCCUCUGUGGAGCAGACAUGAAAGCCCCUCCCACCUCUAGGAAUCCCCACUCCUGUCUUUUACAUAAUCAAGGCAGGAGUUGGCUUCACUCCUUUUAUAUUCCCAGGUCUCAGCCCAGGGCCAGGCACAUACUGGGUAUUUAAAAAUCACAGAUAAGCACAUAAAUGGGUCCUGAGGUUGGAGACUCACUGCCUCUCCCUCCUUUUCUCUAUUGUAGGUUGGAGGCAAAUAGCUCAAUUCCAGCUGGCCCUCCCCUUCCACUUUUGGAGAAGACAAGACACAAAUGAUUCCCUAGCCACAGCUGCUCUUGAUUCUCUGCAACAAAAGAGCUAAUCGAGAGUGAGGGGAUGCUCUGUAGAACCCUUCAGCCCUCGACCCUGCUGAGACCCAUCUGUAUCCAGGCCCUGCACAGAUGCCCUUCCCAUAGAUGGGGGGACUAGCUGGGGGUCAGGCACAGCAAGGAGCAGGAUCUUGUUUGAAUCAGAGCCCUGAUACCAACACACAUACUUAGAACAGUCUCACUGCAGUGGGUAUGGGACCCUGAAGCCAUGUGCACAGCAGGGUGAUGGGUGAUGAUGAUGAUGGUGAUGAUACUAACAUUUAUUAUGUACUUACCAUGUGCUAACGGUUUUAUGUGCCUUGUCUCAUUUAGUCCUCAUGAUGCUUUGGGGUAGGCACUGUUAUUACCUUUCGUUUAUAGAUAGGAAACUGGGGCCCAGAAAGGUUAAGUAACUUACCUAAGGUCAUGCUGUGACAAUCAGAAGGGUUUAUAGGGGGUGGGGGAUGGAAGGUGGGGAGCUGAGCUUAGAAGGAGAGACCUUCCAGCUCAAGCAUCAGCUAGGAGGCCUUCAGUUGAGGAAGCCAAAUCUGCACACAGCCACCCUCCCCCCACCCCCACAGCACUAAACCCUCCCCCAUGUAAUACCCCUAGCCCCUCUCUCCACUCCACUUCUCCUGAACCAUCCUGACAAUCUCUAAGUGGGGCAUCCUGCAGAGGGGUGUGGGGACCAUGUCCUUCAGCUUGCCACGUGGCUGUGGGUGGUAUGCCCAGGCUGGAGGUCAGAAUACACAGCUCGAGCUACUGUGGGGUGCAGUAAAGAGCCUGGACUCCCAGAGACACCCAGAUUUAGGUUUAAGUCCUGGACCUGCUCCCAAACCAAGGCUCAGGCCUUGGUCCAGUUUCUUAACCUCUGAGGUUCAUUUCCUUUCUGUAAAAUGGCACCAGUAAUCUUUCUCCCAGGGUUGUGCUGGGGCCUGAAAAAAGGUGCUCACGGCACGUGGUAGGCCUUCAAGAACUCUUCCCAGCCUGCCUCUUCCUUCUUUCUCGGGGCUUCCGUCUGUGUCUGUCUCCUUGCUUUCCUAGCUUGGGGUCUGGUGCCUCCCCUCUCUCAGCUCUGCCUGUUUUUUGAUGAUCUCUGUCAUGUCUGCCUGUCACUGGGGGCUCCCUGUUGCUGCUCCCUUUCUAGGGCUCUGUCUCUAUACCCUUUCUGCCCCUCUCCUCUCCUCUCCCUUGGCUCCUGAUACCCUGGGGGCUGAUCGAUGGCAGCCGCUGGUUAUCGAUUGGAGUGGGCGUCCAAGUGUGGCUGCUGGAGGCCGGUAUUGAUGGACAGGAUUGGUGCCCAGGCUGGGCGGAGUGGCAGUUGGGGAGCCUGGGGCUGCAGGGGAAGUGGGGCUCCCCCUCCCCUGCCAGGACCUGGGAUGGGAGUCCUUAAAGCUGCAGACCCUGCCACUAGGAUGGGGGUAGAGGAUGGGACAGAAGGUCUCUGAGGACAGAAGGCCAAGGCUUGGCUCAUGCUGUCACUUAACAAGAUUUACUGAGCACCUACUAUGUGCCAGCUGGGGAUAUUAGCAGUAAGCAAGUCAAAAAUCAAUAAGUAAAAUUAUGUAAUGUGUUAUGCAAGAAAUAGAGCAGAGGGAAAAGGGUAUGGAAGUGCAGUGGUUGGGAGAAAGUACUGUUUUAAAUGGUGUAGUGAAGGAGGGGCCUCCUUGAAAAGGUGACCUUUUAAGUAAAGACCUGAGGAGAGUGAAGGAGCAAGCCAUUUGAGAGCAUUCUGAGCAGUAGAAACACCAAAUAAAUGCAAAGACCCCCUGUCGGGGGCCAUGCUUCAUAUGCUCUAGGCUGGGGGUAUGGUGUGCCUGGAGUGGGGUGAGGGAUAAGGAGAGCAGGAGAAAAUGGGUAGGAGAGGGAAUGAGGGCAGGGGCCCUAUAGGGCUUGGAGUGGACAGUCAGUCCGGGGAUGACAGUUGUCCCAACUCCAGUCUGAGAGGCCUGAGCAGCUUCCACCAACGGUAGCUUCCAGAACAUGGUUCUGCUGCUUCUGAAACUCCAUGUGUGGAGUUUCACACCAAUAUCCCAGGCCAUUCACUGCUUGGCCAAUGAGAUAAAUGCUCACAGGUUGGAUUCUGUGGUUGAGUUGAGAACUAUGAGACUCAGAGACAUUUGGCAACUUGCCCCAGGUCAUGAAGGAAAUAGCAGAGCUGGGACUCAAAUCCAGUUCUGUCUGGCUCCAAAACCAUUGCUUUUUCCUUCUUUCCUGGUUACCGUCUUAACCAUUUUUAAGUGUAUAAUUCAGUAGUUAAGUUUACUCACAUUGUAGUACCAUAGACCUGCAGAUCUUUUCCAUCUGAAACUGAACCAAAACUCUGUACCCAUUAAAUAAGAACUCCCUGCUCCUCUUGCCCCAGCCCCUGACAACCAUCACUGUAUUUUCUAUGUAUCUAUGUAUGUGACCUUUUUUAUUUUAAUAUUUAUUUUUGAGAAACAGAGAGUGCAAGAAAGGAAAGGGCAGAGUCGGGGGGACACACAGAAUCUGAAGCAGGCUCCACAUUUUGUUUAUCCAUUUAUUGGUUGACUGACACUUGGGUUGCUUCCAUGUCUUGCCUAUGGUGAAAAAUGCUGCAAUGAACAUGGACGUACACAUAUCUCUUUGAGAUCCUGUUUUCAGUUCUUUUGAAUAUAUACCUAAAAGUGGGAUUGCUGGAUCAUAUGGUAGUUCUAUCUUUAUUUUUUUGAGGAACCUACAUACUGUUUUCCAUAGCAUCUGUAACCAUUUUACCCUGCCAGCAACAGUGCCCAAGGGUUCCAACUUCUUCACAUCCUCACCAACACUUGUUAUUUUGUUUUGUUUUGUUUUUUGAUAGUAGUCAUCCCAAUGGGUGUGAGGUGAUAUCUCAUUACUGGUUUAAUUUCCUUAAUGACUGAUGAUGCUGAGCAUAUUUUCCUAUGCUUAUUGGCCAAGUGUAUAUCAUCCUUGCUGAAAUGUUUAUUCAUGUCCUUUGCCCAAUUUUUAAUUAGGUUAUUUGUUGUUGCUGUUGUUUGUUGUUGAGUUGUAGGAAUUCUUUAUAUUUUUUGGAUAUUAACCCCUCAUCAGAUGAUGAUUUGCAAAUAUUUUCUCCUAUUCUGUAGAUUACCUUAUCACUCUGUUGAUUGUGUCCUCUGAUGUACAGAAGUUUUAAAUUUUGAUUUAGUCCUAUUUAUCUAUUUUUUCUUUUGUUGCCUGUGCUUUUGCUAUCAUACCCAAGAAACCAUCACUGAGUCCAUCCAAAAUUAUUGUUUUUAACUACUUCUCUCCACUGUCAGGAAUUCUGCCAACACCUUUAGGUCAAAUUGGGCAGGCAGUGACCCAGAGGGCAGGGCUGGAACCAGUGGGAAGUUCAGGGAGACAGCAGCUCAAGCUAACAGAAUUCCAGAGGCUGAAUGGGGUACUUUGGAGGUAGUGAGGUCCCUGUCACUGGAGGAAUAUAAGCACUCAGAUGACCAUUCAGGUAGGAUGUUGCACAGGAACUUCAGGUAGAGGACGUUAAGGUUGGGUUGAUGGCCUCUGAUCUCUUAUAGAAUUCAGCAAGGAAGGAUGGGGAGCUCAAAGCUUGCCAGUGAAGUGGGGUGGGGUGGGCAGGAUGGCAGCUGACAAGUGUACCAUCCUCUGUGCCUGGGGAAGUCUUGUAUUGGGAUCUAUGUGUGGAGGAGAUUCCCUGUGUUCUUGUCAUGCUGGAGCCUAAACCCAAGCUCUGACCCCAGAUGGCCCAAGGAUCUUGGACCCCUGGGCUGGAAGAUAAGAGAGAUGAAGAUGUGGCUCCUUCAUCACCUAUGAGGGGCUGCUUGUGAGCCAAAUGGAUGAAACAAGGACUUAAGAGCCUGGUAGACCUUGAUUAAGGUACUGCCUGAGGCACUCACUGGCUGGAUGAAUUUGGGCAGUCUCUUUGACUUCUCUGAUCCUCAUCCUCAUCUGAGCAAGGGGCUGCCACCUCUCUUAUAGGGUUUUUUGCAGAAUGACAAUAACAGGUGGCUGGAGCCUGACACAUCCUCAGUGAACUCCAGUGAUCGCAUUUAAGCACUCAUAAUUGCCUCUCAGCACCCUCCAAAGCCAAUAACCCUGAAUGGGCUAUAUAUUCCCUACCCUCUGGUGACCACUUCCCACUGUUCUUGGCCCUGGCCAGCCCCUCAUUCCUUUUGAGGGCAGGGAAAUCCAGACUCCUGGAUCCGGAACCCAGCUCAGCCAUGACAGAUACCUGAGCUGGACCAGGGGCCCUCUCCGGGCCUUGUGGGAAGUGCUGGAUGGCAUUCUGAUAUCCUGUCUGUUGGUCCUCUGUCUCUGCCUGUCCCUGUGGCUACUAGGCCUGGACCUUCCUCACUCUGGUUGUGCAGUCUUUCCCAGCCUGCCCUGCAUUCUGUGACCUGACUCAUCUCCCACGUUGCACCCAGAAAUUUCCCCCACAUUACCCCCAGCCCAGCCCAUCAUGGAGAAAAAUCAAAUCUCAUUAAAGGCCAUUGAUUUUCCUCCAAAUUUGCUGCGAGUACACUUCGAGGCUUCUCAGUAUUACUGUCGGUUCCCAUCUUCAACCCCUCAACUACCACCAUAUCUUCCUCAGGGAAACUGAGAAGCAUUGGGCUGGCAGGCAAUAGGGAGUGUGAGAGGUUGUAGAUACUGUCUGCUGGAGCCUCCAGCCCACUCUGGCCCUUCAGCGUGGCAAGACCCUGAAUAUGGCACUGAUUUAUUUCUCUGCCUGGUUACCCCCAUCUUAGGCAGAGGGGUAUGUGUUUCUGCGUGUGUAUGUCUGUCCCUGUGUGUUGGUGUGUGAUUUUGUGUCUGCAUGUGUGUCUGUGGGUGUCAGCACUGUGUCUCUGUGCACCUGUGUCUAUUUCUAUAUCUGUGUGUGUGUCUAUAAGUGUGUGUGUGUAUCUGCAUGAAUGCAGUGUGGAGUGGAGGUCUUGGCUUGCAGUUGAACUCUGAAUGCUGUGCUGCCCAUGAAACAGCCAGCCUGAAGAAGGGACUUGACUUGGGGUAAACCCAAGAUAUGGUUCUCUUCCUAGGGGUCAAGGACUAGGUAGGGCUCUGGAGGAGGAGGGGACACAGGCUUCUCUGCCCUCUCGCAUUCACCCCUGCUGUCCCUUUGUCAUCUUGGAAAAUGGGGCACCUUGCUGACUUUGUUGCAGUAUUAGGUUUGGGGUUUGGGGGCUGGUGGGAAAGAUUCCCAACCUAAUGUUGGAGGCGGGCACGAAUUCUUUCUCUCCUCCAAUCUGAACUAAGAGUCCCAGGUGGGCAUGUUUAAGUCAAAUGGCCAUAUAUUCACCUGGUGAGUCUGGAGAGAGUAGGUUAGGAGAGAAGAUGGGCAGUGAGGGUGCCAGGGAGGCUUUGUGACAUGGAAGGCAUUCCUGUCUGCCCGGGUCAUGUUCCUAGCAUAAAGUCAAACAUCAAGGCCAGCCUUAAUGGGGAAAAAAGUCAUGGACAGGGCCCUUUGGCUUUUGGGGGGUGAAGUGACUUUCAGCUUGGCUAUAGGCCGGGCCACUUGCCUCUAGCCCACCUUCCAGGGCCUAGAGGUCAGCCAUGGUGCUGGACUGGCCUUCUAAACCCUAGGACACGGCUGAGCUACCCCAAGGAGCAGCCUCAAUGGGGCCUCCUGUAAAUUUGGGGGUGGAAUGGUUCCCUGGUUAUGCAUCCUCAGUGAAGCCUCACCCACUACCCAUACCCCAACCCUGUGCAAGACAUGUCAAGUUCAUGACUGUGAAUGCAUGUUCUCCCAGAGGCCUCUGCCAGGGAGCUGGGAGCAGCACUCUGGGUUCUGGGGACAGGCCAGAUUUAUGGCACUGGGAGAAAUAUUUAGGCCUGAGACAGUUUGGUUGUGUUAAUUAUGGAAAUCUAAAGAUAAUCUAUAUUUAAUGCUGAAUUUUGUCAAAUUUGCUAAAGAAUUAGGGGAGCGUGUGCAAACAGUGACACUUCAAUGAAGAACAAGGUGCAAUUAAACUCUGAAAUUUACAGUGGAAUAAUUGGAGAGCAUGACAAAUAUAGUUAUCAGCAGCAACUAAUUAGGGGUCUGCUCGAGGUUUCUGGGCUUGAUUAAUCUCGCCUGGAUGCUAAUAAGUUAUGCUGGGCAGCUGAUACUAUUUGUCGCCUCCUACUUUCCACUCUCUCUCCAGAGCUCUUGGGGAUUGGGGAUGUGACCCAUUCGGUCCUUCCCUCUGUACAGCCUGGCCUAAAGGGGGAGAAUAAGGUCACCAGAGCUCCUAUGCUGAGACCCCCUUCUCCAACUAAGGAUGGCAUGGACACCUUGAGUGGCAUGCCCCUGACCAGGCAUCCUGGGGUCUUACUUGAGACUUGUUGGGAUUGGGGGAAAGAGGGUUGGGGCUGAGUUUUGGGGUCUAGCUGGGCUUCAGUGGGUCAUAUUUCUUCCCUCCCUGUUGACAUGGCUCAGCCUGACUCCCACCUCUGUCUUUUACUCUACACCUCAUGGGAAGGGUCAAUGAAAGCCCCUGACUCCGACUCAAGAGAGAUCCAUACAACUGUUCCUUAGCCAAACACCCACCUCCUCUUUCCCUGCCAGGUCUCUGCUAAUCUUCCUUACUGCUGAUUGUGGCCAAGCCUUAGAUCCACUGACUAAAGCUUAGGCCUGUGCUGGAGCUGUUAUCUAGCUGGAGUGUGGCCAGUACCCUGGGCAUUGCUGCCAGGUCCAGCUGUGAAGCUAAAGCCAUCCCCUUCCUCUCUCUGUCUCUCAUCUUGUCUCUGAGUCUCUCUGCCUCAUGACCCAGAAACUUCCCUGGUCUCUGUGUGACUAGUCGGGAGUCACCCCUCAAGAACUCUCUUCUCCAUUGCCCACCUUUCCCUCAGAAGUUCUCCUGUCAGGUCCCCCACCUGGGGUCCCCCAGGGCCAUAUGCAUGCUGAACAGUCCCCCUUUCAUCUCCUGCCUUUGCUCAAUGUUGUCUGGCACAGGAUGGGAACUCCAACUGGCAGCCUCAGAGGAGGUGAGUGAAUCUAAAAUGGGAAGUUGGAUGAACGGCUUCUUUGUGGAUGUCUUCAGUAUGCCAGAACUCUCCAAGCGUGAGCGUGAGUGUGUGUGUCAUAGGAGACUGGGACCCUGAUAUGGCUGGUGGAGAAGAUAGCUGGGAGAAAGUGCAGGAGGAGGACAGGGGCCUCCAGAAUGCCUCCCUCUAGUAUCUGGGCCAGAGUGGUCCUACUCCUGGGAGAAGGAGCCAUUGCUUCCUUGAGACCUCCGUUUCUCUUCCUGCUUGUGAUCUGAAGAGUUUUGAAGUCAGACGCCCCUGGGCAUGUGUCCCCGCCUUAGGGGUCCUGGGCUGUUCCUAACCAUGUCAAGUCUUGAUUUCUUUCUUGUGGAACAGGGAUAAUUACUUCAGGGCACUUGUCCCCAGGGUUACCAGGAUCUCCAGAAAAGGGCGAGGAGCUGAGCAGGCCCUCAGUAAAUGGGGCUCCCUCCCCGCUGCCUCUCUUCUUCCUUCUAUCCCUCCCCUCCCCCAAAUCUGAAUUCCCUGAGGCUUGCACGGUUGUCCCUGUGGCUGUCAGACUCCUCCACCAGAGGGCGAUAGGUGCUGCGGGCACAAGCAAAAUGGACCCCAGUAUAGGCUGCAUCCACAAUGGGCCUGCCUCGCCUGUGCUGUCUCCUGAACUUCAGGGCGGGAAGAUUUGAGGUCAGGGAGUAUUUUGUUCCCUUCUAUGCACAGCUAACACACUCUAAGAUUUGGGCGAAAAUUAGAGAACAAGCUUCUUAACGUUUGUACACUGAAGCAAGUUUACCAGUCACCACUGAUGUCCUGAGUCUCUGGGGCAAGGCUUAGUUGGCCCAUUUUACAGAUGAGGAAAUAUGAAUUGGUCAUUACUUACGUUUGCAGAGACUGGCAAGUCACAAGUGCAGAAUGCAUUGGAUAAACCAAGGCUCAGAGCAAAUUUGCUGAGGGUGAAGUGGCUUGUAAGAGGGGAGUUGGGACUCAAACCUGGGCUUCCCUGACUUCUAAGUUAGCAACUUUUCCUCUGACCCAGUUUUUCUGAUCAAUCAAGACUCUGGUCUAAUCCCUCCUUGUCCUGUCACAGCCCCUGCUUCUGAGGCAACUGGAAAUGGUGCCUUAGGCUUCAGACUCCAGCCUCUAAAUCCUAGGGGCUGUGGGUCCGUGGAUAGAUCACUAGCUCCUCUGAGCCACAGCUUUCUGUAAAAUGGUCAGGUGAUGCUUACUCUCUUCUUUGCAGGGUAUUAUGGGGGUGAAAUGAGAUGAUGGACACAGAGACCCCUCUCCCCUAGGAUGGGCUCCCUGUGAACCUGGGCUGGACGUUCCCCUAGGGACUCUUGGUCUGUCACUUGGAGCUGAGAGGAGGAAUGCAAUACCCACAGGUCGCCUUCAGCCUUUCUCUGGGGGAAGAAGAGAGAUGGGGUGGGGAGGGCUCCUUUCUCAGGAACCUCCAGCCCUUGCAGCUGCUAGAAGUGAUCUGGCUCCGUUGCUAUGGCAACGAGGGCCAGCCGCCUGCAGAGCCUUCCUGUGCCAGCCGCCUUGACCUCACUUAGGAUGAUUACCUUUUGGCAAAUAAAAUAAUUGUGUUAAUAAAGAGGCUGUUCGCCCCCUCAUCCCCCACCCUGCUUGGCCUGUUCCCCAUCCCCACCCCGGGGAGAAAGAGAGGCUUCCCCCACCCAAUUACCCCUGGCCUGUGGGAUGCCUUACUCUUAAAUAAGUUGUUGAUGGAGAUCCUGGCUGGGUUUUAAUUUUUGCUGAUUUUAACCACCUCCCAUCUUCCCCAUCUUGCUUUCUGCCUUCUUGCCCCUACGUCUUUGUUGAAGUUGUACAGUUGAGUUAAUAUGACUCUUCUGUCUUCCUUCCAUGGGGCUUUGAGCACCCACUGGGCCUCCCAAGCUAUUACAAUAAUAAAUUCUACUUACUGUG
Molecule: messenger RNA, 14998 nt
Organism: Neofelis nebulosa (Clouded leopard)
Lineage: Eukaryota; Metazoa; Chordata; Mammalia; Carnivora; Felidae
Gene: MRM1
Product: mitochondrial rRNA methyltransferase 1
Exons: 5
Coding region: 203-1129 (308 amino acids)
Biological process (GO): rRNA methylation
Cellular component (GO): mitochondrion
Molecular function (GO): RNA methyltransferase activity; RNA binding
Source: RefSeq, a predicted model, not a curated record